This is a messenger RNA of Mollisia scopiformis, 1611 nucleotides long. RefSeq lists its product as uncharacterized. Gene Ontology annotation, biological process: amino acid transmembrane transport. Lineage: Eukaryota; Fungi; Ascomycota; Leotiomycetes; Helotiales; Mollisiaceae. Bases 1 to 1611 code for a protein of 536 amino acids. Gene Ontology annotation, molecular function: amino acid transmembrane transporter activity. The record is from RefSeq and is a predicted model, not a curated record. Gene Ontology annotation, cellular component: membrane. The transcript is spliced from 14 exons.
AUGUCAGACUCUCCAGUAUCAGAUCCGGAGAAGCAGACCUAUUCAGCAGAUGACGAGGGGGUACAUAAUGGCUCUACUCCUGUUUACGUGGACGAGGGAUUGGGAGAGUCUGAAGUUGUGGAAUUUGGCGAGACCAAAGAACUGAAGCGAGGCCUUCAUCAGCGACAUAUUCAAAUGAUUGCCCUGGCCGGGACAAUUGGAACGGGUCUUUUUCUUGGGUCCGGUAAAGCAAUUGCAAAUGGCGGUCCGCUUGGCGCUCUCCUGGGUUACAGUUUUGUCGGUAUUCUCGUGAUUGGAGUUGUUCUAUCCAUCGCAGAAUUGAGCGCUCUGCUUCCGCUUAGUGGUGCUAUCAUUCGACAUGCCGAGCAUUUCGUGGAUCCUGCUUUGUCGUUCGCGCAAGGAUGGAAUUCCAUUUACUCGUACUUGGUAUCUCUCCCAGCCGAGCUGGUUGCUGCCGCAGUCAUUGUUCAAUUCUGGUCAACCAUUAAUUCGGCAGUUUGGAUCACUGUGUUCGGCUUACUACUCGUCAUCAGCAAUCUCCUCUUUAUUCGCGUCUACGGGGAAAUGGAAUUCACUUUUGCAAGCCUCAAGAUUAUGUUAAUUAUUGGUAAAUAUGGCUUCCAGUAUUGGCGGAAUCCUGGUCCUUUUGUCGACUACUUGGGAUACACCGGGUCCCUUGGACAUUUCAUGGGUUUCUGGACAACCUUUUCCAACGCUGUUUACGCAUAUUCGGGCAUCGAAGGCAUUUCUAUGGCGGCUGCAGAAACAAAGGCCCCGCGACGAAAUAUUCCUAUCGCCGCAAAGCGUAUAUUCUUCAGGGUAGUUAUCUUUUACGUCCUUUCAAUCUUUAUGGUUGGUUUAAUUGUCCCUUCCAACGACAAAGAUCUACUCCGUUCGACUGGAACUGCUGCGGAGUCUCCUUUUGUCCUCGCAGCAACAAACGCAGGCAUUAAAGUGGUCCCGUCGAUCAUCAACUUUGUUGUCUUAACAAGUGCAUGGAGCUCAGGAAACUCCGGCCUUCUUGGCGGAUCAAGAACCCUGUAUGGCAUGGCUCGAGAAGGCCAUGCUCCAAAAAUAUUUCUCAGGACUAAUCGUAUGGGCAUACCGUACCUCGCCGUGCUUUCCAUAAGUCUUUUCAUUUGCCUAGGCUACAUGACGCUUUCCAAUUCCUCGAGCACGGUUUUUGGAUGGCUGCAAGACCUUGUCAGUGUCUCUGCUUUGAUUGGGUGGAUGGUUAUUUGCACUGUCUAUCUGCGGUUCUAUUAUGGGUGUAAGAGACAGGGGAUCGAUCGCUCGGAACUCCCCUGGAAAGCCCCCUUCCAGCCUUACAUUGCCUGGUUCUCUCUCUGUUCGUUCGUUGUCCUCUUGCUGACUGGUGGCUAUGUCACGUUCAUUCAUGGGCAUUGGGAUGAUGAGACAUUUGUCUCCUCGUACAUCAAUAUCCCUAUCUUCUUCAUUCUCUAUUUUGGGUAUAAGUUUGUCAAGAAAACAAAGAUCAUUCCGCUUGGUGAGAUUCCAAUUCGCCACUUCAUCGAUGUGGCGAAUGCAAAUCCUGAGCCACCUGCAAAGCCGGUGACCGGUCUACGGAGGUUCAAUAUUCUCUGGGAGUAG